UGGCUCGGGACACGAUGUAGGGAGAUGUGUGUCUGCUGGGGGACACGUGGGUGCUGAGGACUUUCCAGCUGCUGGGGACCCAUGGCUUCCAGGGUUCCCGAGCUGCUGGGGGACACAAGGAUGCUGGGGGCUCCCUGGCUGCUGGGGACACACAGCUGUGGGGGGACAUGUGGCUGCCUGAGGUCCGUAAAUGACGGGCACCCACCACCUCAAGCCCAGCUGUCCUCCCCCGUCCUUCCAUGAGUGCUGUUUUUGUCCCAAAAGUGUGUUUUCUCUAAUUGUUCCUGUCUUGGUGUUACACAGGCUCUGUUUUUGUAUUGCUUCUUUGCUCUCAUGUGAUUAUUUCCCCCCCCAAAAAAAAAAAGUUGCUUAUUUCAGUUAACAACCGACAUCACUGGGAUGAGGAGGCAGGUCCUCAGACAUCCCCCAGCUGCUGGGGGAGGGAGGCAAGGAGGUUCCAGCCCCCAGCAUCCGGUACCCGACAGAUCCGGGGGUGACUGGUGUGUUGUGGUGAGGAGCUCUCUGCACAUCCUCUCCUCUGAGCGGGGGAAAGAGCCACCACUGCUCAGUGCCAUGUGGAGGGGACAGUCCCUGAGCUCCUGGGUUCUGCUGGCCAGCCUGGUCCUGGCCAGCUGGAGUGUUCAAGGGCAGAAAGUAAUUGUGAAGGAAGCCAGUGGGAAGGUGUUUCUGCAGUGUGAGACAGGCACCCGAGCUGAAGUCGUGUGGUGGAAAGAUGGGACUGAGAUAGGAAACUUCACACAGCUGGACUUGGGUUCAGCUUUUGAUGAUCCCAGAGGCAUCUACACGUGUAAAGGGGGAAGUGAACAGAAAAGCCCUCCCCUCCAGGUGCACUAUCGAAUGUGUCAGAACUGCAUCGAAGUGGAUGCUCCUACCAUCUCUGGGAUUGUGGUUGCUGAUGUUGUUGCCACCGUCUUCCUGGCAGUUGCUGUGUAUUGCAUCACUGGCCACGACAAGGGGCGCAUGUCAAGAGCUUCUGACAGGCAGAACCUGAUUGCCAACGAGCAGCUCUACCAGCCCCUUGGCGAGCGGGACGAGGGGCAGUACAGCCAGCUGGCCCCUGGCAGAGCCCGCAAGUGAAGUAGGAAGAUGCUGAGGCCUGUGACUCCUUCACGUGGGGAGUGACGUUAGAGCAAAGCUACUGCCAAGUGCUCCAGAGCACCAGCACCCUGCUCUGGCACUGCUGCCGUAAGUGCACUGCAGGUGGAGGGCGCUGGGGUUUUGCCUAGAGAGCCCCCCCCAGCUCCUUGUAGCUCCCUGCUCAUCCCCUGACCUCCUGCACUUCUGUAUCCUCCCAUUAAAGACAAUC
Apus apus (common swift) is the source of this 1327-nucleotide messenger RNA. Its product is annotated as T-cell surface glycoprotein CD3 gamma chain-like. NCBI's taxonomy places the organism in Eukaryota, Metazoa, Chordata, Aves, Apodiformes, Apodidae. The transcript has 5 exons. Bases 400 to 1098 code for a protein of 232 amino acids. Gene Ontology annotation, molecular function: transmembrane signaling receptor activity. Gene Ontology annotation, biological process: positive thymic T cell selection; cell surface receptor signaling pathway. Gene Ontology annotation, cellular component: external side of plasma membrane; membrane; alpha-beta T cell receptor complex. The record is from RefSeq and is a predicted model, not a curated record.